CGAUUUGCCAUCGUUACCAGUAGAUGUAGAUACCGGAGCCACAACUCACAAGGAAAAACAAAGGUCAUCGUGGGGAAUUUUCCGGCUAGGCGACAAUUUUCCAUUAUUCGAGUGAAAAAUGUUCGGCAAAAGUUUUCGUCAUCUAUCAACAGUUCUCAAGACUCAACCGAUCCGAACCAAACAUGAACUUCCCCAACUGCCCUAUUCCUACGAAGCUUUGGAGCCUAUUAUAUCCCGAGACAUCAUGAUGUUGCAUCACCAGAAACAUCACCAAACCUAUGUAACCAAUUUAAAUCUUGCCGAAGAGAAAUUAAGGAGCGCAGCAGAGAAGCACGAUAUUACUGCAAUGAUAUCUUUGCAACCCGCCGUGAAGUUUAACGGCGGCGGUCACAUUAAUCAUUCAAUCUUCUGGCAAAAUCUCUCGCCUAACCAAACGAAAGCUAGCGACGAACUUUGCCAGGCCAUGGUCCAGAGCUUUGGUUCCUUUGACAAGUUUAAAGACGAUUUAUCCGCCGCUACGGUCGCGAUUCAAGGCUCCGGAUGGGGAUGGCUCGGUUAUUGCACAAAGACGCACCGUUUGAAGAUAGCAACGUGCGCCAAUCAAGAUCCGUUACAAGCCACAACGGGUUUAGUACCAUUAUUCGGUAUUGACGUCUGGGAGCACGCGUAUUACUUGCAGUACAAAAAUGUACGACCAGAUUAUGUCAAGGCAGUUUUUGACAUUGCCAAUUGGAAGGAUAUUUCAGAGAGAUUCGCAAAGGCUAAAGCCACCAAGUGAAUAAGUUUGUCAUAUUUUUAUAGCAAUAAAUGUUAAGGAAUGUA
Messenger RNA from Photinus pyralis (common eastern firefly), 822 nucleotides. Its product is annotated as superoxide dismutase [Mn], mitochondrial-like. NCBI's taxonomy places the organism in Eukaryota, Metazoa, Arthropoda, Insecta, Coleoptera, Lampyridae. Gene Ontology annotation, cellular component: mitochondrion. Gene Ontology annotation, molecular function: metal ion binding; superoxide dismutase activity. The coding region runs from base 119 to 778 and encodes 219 amino acids. Gene Ontology annotation, biological process: superoxide metabolic process. The record is from RefSeq and is a predicted model, not a curated record. The transcript has 3 exons.